Scutellospora calospora is the source of this 936-nucleotide messenger RNA. NCBI's taxonomy places the organism in Eukaryota, Fungi, Glomeromycota, Glomeromycetes, Diversisporales, Gigasporaceae. The record is from the annotation of a GenBank genome assembly.
AUGGUAAAAAAUAUAUCAGUAAAUAAUUCAAAUAAAGCAAGUAUAACUCUCCAAGAAUUAUUGGAGCAACAUUUUGGUAAAGACCAAGUAAAAGUAAUGAACAAUUACAAUUAUGCUAACCGCCAUUCUCUUUUUUAUCCUCGGAAUAAUUACUGGUGGACUCAUGGUCCAGGCUAUCCCACUUAUGGCAUUGAAAUAGCAGGAAAUAGCAAAGAUCCAGUAGUCUUAAUUCAAGAUUUCUUAACUUGGGACGGAAUUGAUGUUUUUCAGUAUCAAGUCAAGCCCCAGUUAGUAAUUUGCAAUCCUCCUUUUAAUGGCUACGGCCAGAAACUAGGCUCCGAAGUCUGGUUAGACAAAAUAAUCGAAUUAUUCGGCAAAGAAAUCCCACUAGUGCUGUUUUGUCCGGCUGGAUUCCGGUUAAACCUGACUCUGAAAAGCAAAAGACGCAGCAAAUUUGCUAAUGAAGAUGAUUAUCUUCGUGAAAUCAGUGAAGAAAACCGCCAUAUUAAGACUGUUCCCUAUAUCGGCACGAGAAUUAGAUUUAACUUAGGCCAUAAUCAUUAUCUAUUUCUUAAAGAUGAUGAUGAAUUAGGAACCAGAAAAACAGUUUGUUAUAUCAAACCCUUAGCCAAUGGCGAAUAUAUUCAUUAUGAGAAAAAACUUGUUUCGGCUUAUUUAACCCAAAAACAACGCCAACGCCGCCUAAAAAUCAAGGACCAAAUUACACAGCAAACUCAAUCCCAAUUUGAUAAAUAUUACGAGGCUAGUAGUAUUAAGGUUUUAAUAACUUUUGCCGAAUAUACGGAAUUAAAGAAAGGCAAAAAAUUAUGGUCGGACUUCUCGCACACACUCCAUGCUAUCCAAGCCGGCGUCAGCAGCAUAGUGGAAAUUAUGAAGUUGCGAGAAAUUGCCGAGAAUCUUAUUAAGGAUUAUUGA